Messenger RNA from Strigops habroptila (Kakapo), 7907 nucleotides. Its product is annotated as myomegalin-like. Bases 316 to 7389 code for a protein of 2357 amino acids. The record is from RefSeq and is a predicted model, not a curated record. Gene Ontology annotation, cellular component: microtubule organizing center. NCBI's taxonomy places the organism in Eukaryota, Metazoa, Chordata, Aves, Psittaciformes, Psittacidae. The transcript is spliced from 36 exons.
GGGCAGCCUCGGAGGGCGGGGAGCUGUGAAGAGAGGGAGGCAGCGAAGGGAGGGGCAGCCUGAAGAAUGGGGCAGCCCUGAUGUUGCUGGGCUGAGGUAGGAACGAGAUGUCGUAGGGUGGGAUGUUUCUGUAGCAGUAGGAGUUCCAGCGUGUCGCCGCCCCUGAAAAGGGGGGACUGAUGGGGUGAGAAGUGCCUGUGGGCUCAAGGCUUGAGGGAGCUGUACCCCAGGAGAUGCGCUGAGUGAGUGGUAGAGGCCUCAGGAAGGUCUCUUGGGAGCCCGAGAAGUAGGUUUGGGUGCUGAGAAGGAGGGAGGAUGAAGGAAACCUGCCGAAUCUGUGCCCGAGAGCUGUGCGGCAACCAGCGGCGAUGGAUCUUCCACACAGCGGCCAAGCUGAACCUCCAGGUGCUGCUCUCCCACGUCCUGGGCAGGGAGCUGUGCCGGGAUGGCAAAUCCGAGUUUGCUUGCAGCAAGUGUGCCUUCAUGCUGGACCGCAUCUACAGGUUCGACACCGUCAUCGCGCGCAUCGAAGCUCUCUCCAUCGAACGCCUGCAGAAACUGCUGCUGGAGAAAGACCGCCUAAAGUUUUGCAUCGCAAGCAUGUACCGCAGGAACAACGAAGACUCUAGCACAGACGACAGAGCUGGGGAUGGGACUGUGGACCUUUCUAACCUGCCUGAUGCGCGCUAUGCUGCCCUCCUUCAGGAGGACUUUGCUUAUUCGGGGUAUGAAUACUGGACGGAUCAAGAGGAGCACAGCUUGGAGCCCCACAGCUGCCAUGCUUCAGAGGGAGCGAGCAACCGCCCGCGGCGCUGCCGAGGCUGUGCCGCGCUGCGGGUGGCCGAUGCUGACUACGAAGCAAUUUGCAAAGUGCCACGAAAGGUGGCCAGAAGCAUCUCCUGCGGGCUGUCCAGCCGGUGGUCAGCCAGCAUGGGCAAUGAGGAGUCAUCCGUGUGUGACAUGGUGGAGUCUGCCAGCGCCAGAGUGCCUGUGGACGGGGAGAGCAUGGAGGAAGGCACACCUGCAUCCUCUGUCGAGUCCCUGGACACGACCGUGGAGGCAAGCCCUCCACAGCAGAAGGAUGAAGAUGCAGAUAAGGGGGUGAAAGGGAAUGGGAAGUGUGAGGACUUCUCAGAUGAUCGUAUGACCCCAAACUCUUCACAGAGUGGGAACAGGCUGGAGCUUGCCCUCAGUUUGAUCAAGGCUUUGGACUACAAACCCCUUCAGAGUCCUCGAGGCAGCAGGCUACCUAUUCCUGUGAAGUCCAGCUUGUCCUCUGCCAAGCUCAGCCGUGAUUUGGCAGAUGGCAGUGCUUCUGCUGGCUUAGCAUGUGCUGGAUCUGCCUUCCUGAAUGCAGACAGAAAAUCCUUUUCCAGAGCUCCUUUGGGUGUUUCCCUGGAGAUUUCUGAACUGCAGGAGCUGUGGGAUGACCUCUGUGAGGAUUAUAUGCCGCUGCGGGUACAGAAUUUGCAGGAUGAACAUCAGCAGCUGGCUCCAGGCGCCCCUGCAGCAGGGGAGCACAUGUCCCAUCUGCGUGCUGCAGAGCUGCAGGGCAAGAUCCAGCAGGUUGAAGCUGCCAACAAGUUGUUACAGGAAAAGCUGAAUGGAUUGAAUUUUCAAUUAAAAUCUGUCCAAGAAACAUCGCAGAGGCAAGAUCGUACAAUCCAGAGUCUGAAUGAGGCCCUGAAGAGCAAAGAGAGCAAGACAGAAGAGCUUUACCAUAUCAUUGAAGGGCAGAAUGAGACAAUGGCCAAGCUGCAGGACAUGUUACACAGAAGUCAUCUGGGACAGUUGCAGAUGUCGGAGAGCCCACUCUCGCUGCAGGAGCAGCAAAUGUCACUGCUAGAUCUUCAGAACACGCUUUUCUGCACCAAGUUGGAGGUGCAGAAACUGAAAAGAGCUCAUCGCCAGAAAGAGCAUCAACUGGCUGAAGCCAAGAGAGCAACCCAGCUCCUAGAGACCAUGGUGCGUGAGGAAGAGCAGCAGAAAGAGGCAGCCUGGAAACACAACCAGGAGCUGCGUGCUGUGGUACAGCAGCUGCAGGCAGAGCUUCAGAACAAGGCUCAGCAGCUCCAGACUGUGGAGUGGGAGAAGUGCCAUGAGCUGCAGGCCCAGGAGCAGAGAGUUCAGCAUCUGAGUCAGCACGUGGCUCGCAAGGAACAGCUUCUGCAGGAAUCGAGGGAGCUUCUGCAAUGCCAGCAAAGCUUGGACAAGAGCCCUGCAGUCAUGAAUGCCAUGCUGGAGAAACUGCAGCAGCGAGUCAGUGACAGAGAUGCUGCUCUGGAGCGAGCAGUAGAUGAGAAAUUCUGUGCCCUGGAGAAGAAAGAGCAAGAGCUGCAACAGCUCCAUCUCUCGAUAAGGGAGCGUGGAACUGACCUGGAGAGGCUGCGCAAUGUCCUGUCUAGCAACGAGGCCACCAUUCAUAGCCUAGAGAGCCUCCUGAAAGCCAAAACCCUGGAACUGGAGCAGGUCUCAGCAACCUGCCAAAACCUCCACUGGCUCAAGGAAGAGAUAGAGGCCAAAUCCUGCAGCAGGCAGAAGGAGCAGGAGGGGAUCAUCCAACAGCUGCAGACCUGCCUGCAUGACAGGAACAAGGAAGUGGAGGAGCUUACAGCAACUCUGCUGUGCAAGCUGGGCCCAGGACAGAGUGAGGUAGCAGAGGAGCUGUGCUUGCGUCUUCAGCACAAGGAGAAAAUGCUGCAGGAUCUUCUCAGCGACAGGAACCGUCAGACCAUGGAGCAUGAUGCUGAAAUCCGGGAGCUGCUGCAGGCUGUGAGCAGCAAGGAGCAGCAGAGCAGAGUGGCUGCUGAGAAGAUGGUGCAUGCUUUGGCUGAAAGGAGCUCUGAGUUACAACUUCUGCGCCAGCAUGUGUUGCGAAAGGAGCCUGUUGGGACCCAGUCAGCUGGUGCCAGGCGGUUGAAGCAGGACAAACAGCCCAUACAAGAAAUACUGCAAGGAGCUUGUGGAGCUACAGCCAUUGCUGGACCCCCACAGGAGGACAGCAGCUGCAGGACAGAGGGAGUUACAAUGUCAGCAGCAGAACUGGAGAAGGAUCUUGUUAAUGCCAAAGAGGAGCUGGAGCUAAUGGCAAAGAAGGAAAGAGAAAGCAGGCGGGAGCUCACUGCUCUCCAGUCUGUUGUGGCCACGCAGGAGGAAGAGCUGCAGGUGCAGGCCUCAGAUAUAGAGUCCUUGACCAGGACCAUUCAGAUCAAAGAGGACCUCAUCAAGGAUCUUCAGAUGCAGCUGGUGGAUCCUGAAGAAAUUCCAGCCAUGGAAAGGCUGACACAAGAAGUGCUAGUGCUUCGGGAGAAAGUGGCCAUAGCAGAGUCACGAGGACAGGAGGCUACUGGAAACAGAAGGCAGCAGUUGUUACUGAUGCUGGAAGGACUGGUGGCUGAGAGGAAUCGGUUAAAUGAGGCUCUCCAGGCAGAGAGGCAGCUCUAUGGCAGCCUGGUAAAGUUUCACACACACCCAGACAGCGCUGUGAGAGACCAGACUCUGCAGGUGGAGCUGGAGGGGGUCCAUGAGCUCCGGGGACAGCUGGAAGAAGCUCUUGGAAGAAGCUUGGAGUGUUUGAGCAGGCUGGAGACACAGGGCACCAUAGGAGGUCAGGCCACAGGCACAGACACUGACGAUGCCAGCGCCAACUUUACCUGCAGCAUCAAGGAGGAGGCAGCCCAUGGCAUGGCAACCCAGCACAGCAGCCCCCAGACCCAUAAGGAAAGCGGGGGCACUGAAAGAACCCUGAUGGGGACCACAGCACCCCUUGUGCCAGAGCGGGAGCUGCGGGCGGAAGAGGAGCUGCGGGAGCUGAAGGCGCAACUGGAGGAAGCCGGCUUCUCUUCUGUCUCCCACAUCAGGAAGGCGAUGCUGAGCCUUUACCUCGAGAACGCAGAGCUGAAGGAGCGGAUGGGUGAAGCCACGUCGCUGCUGGAGAGUGGGGAGCAGGAGGAGGCUGGGCUGGGCGGACCCCUGGCCCCUGAGGCCUGCAGGCUGCAGCGGAAGAGCCGCAGCGCCCUUGGGGACUGCCCAGCUGGUGGCAGCGGGGAUGGACAGGGGGUCCUGGCUGAGAGGGGAGCUGUGCCCACCAAACGUCCAGCACUUGAGGCACGAUCCCAAGAUGACAUGCCCAAGAGACCCUGCCCUGGCACACCGGGCAGAGGGGAUAGGAGUUUUGUGAGUGCCCUGGGCACAGGGAACAGGGACAGGGAUGAAGAUAGAGGUGGCGAUGGAGAGAGAGCUCACAGCCUGUUUCCCGUCUGGAAGGUGGAAGGCAUGGCCCCCGGUGGGAGCUGGCCAGGGCUAGGUGCAGACCUGCGUUCCCAGGUGGCACAGGGACAAAGGCAGUGUCAAGAGCUGCAGGACAAGCUCGCCGCCUCGGAGGCCACUGUGCGGGCACAAGCCGAGCAGCUGGAGAAGUACCACGUCCUGCUCCGUGAACCCCACGCCCAGCAGCUCAGCAAGCAAGUGCAGGUGGACUUCCAAGACCUGGGCUACGAGACAUGCGGGCGAAGUGAGACCGAGGCUGACCGGGAUGAGACCACCAGCCCUGAGUGUGAGGAGCCAGAUGUAUUCAGCGAGCCCAGCCUCGGUGAGGAGCUGGGGUCCUCCUGCCAGCCAGGGAUGCCCAGAGUGAGCAAGGCUGCCCAGAAAGCCGUGGUCUUGGCAGAUGUGGGGGCCUUGCACCAGCACAUCCAGGACCUCAAGGCACAGCUGCUCAAUGCCAACAAGGUGAUCCAGAGCCUGCAGCGCCGCACGCGCUCCAUCUCCGUCACCAGUGGCUACACCUCAGGCGCCGAGCGGCCCCCGCCGGGUCCCACAGCCCUGGCCUCCCCGGCGCACAGCCUCACGGACGAGGACGAGGGCUGGCAGUCGGACGGCCACAGCGCCCUCUGCCCGCCCGCCCUGCGGGCACACCGCGACCUGCAGCACCUGGUGCACCGCGUCGCUCUUCUCGAGGCGCAGCUCCCCGCAGCCAAGGCUGGAGGCGUUUUGCCCAAGGAGCUGCAAUCUGCCACUUGGCCGGGGAAGUACAACUCGCUGAUCCAAGCUCAGGCUCGGGAGCUCUCCCACCUGCGGCAGACGCUGCGGGAGGGCCGCGGGGUGAGCCGCAGCCUGGCCCAGCACCUGCGCGAUGCCCUGCGGUCCUUUGAGGACCUCCUCCGUGGCACCGACAUUGACUACUACCAGGGCCAGGGCUUUCGGGAGCAGCUGGCCCAGGGCAGGCAGCUGGCUGAGAGGCUCAGCGACAAGCUGGGCACCAGAGAUCGACAAGAUGGGGAUGAUAAAACCGGUCACGAACUCCUGGCACUGAGGCUCAGCCGGGAGCUCCAGGAGAAGGUGGUUGAGAGCCUGGAGGUGAAGCUGCAGGAGCGCUGCGAGUCCCCAGGCAGCAGCCGCCCACCCUCCGAGUCAUCCCACUCUGCCACUAGCUCCUCCUUUGUGUCCGAGGGGCUGGAACCCUGCUCCGAUGGUGACACGGCCAGCGAGUGCAGCCAGUGCCACGAGGGGCCCGCCCGACACACAGGCCUUCACUUUGGCUCCUUGUCCAAACCUGUUAGUGCCUCCCUGCCUGCACUGGCCCCUGGACUGCCCCCAUUCCUGCCUGCUGGGCCCCCCCUCCCUACAGUCCCCCCGCUCCUGGGCUGCUGCGGGAACCCCGUCUGCUCCCUGGCUGAGGCGCAGCAGGAACUGCAGGUGCUCCAGAGGCAGCUGGGAGAAAGUGUGACGCUGCCCAUGGCACCAGCAAAGCCCACAGCCCCACUGGGCCCCUUUGGAGGGGGCAGCAAAGCCCCGGCAUCACUCUGCCAACACGGUGCACUGCAGAGCCUGGCUGAGAUCCCCAGGGCCACUGAGACCUGUGCCCUCUGGGAUGUACCCCCUCCUGGCCAGCUACUUUAUGGGGCCCUGCCAUCAGGGUAUCCCUCCAGCCAGAAGCUAACAGGGUCAGACCUGCUGGAGGAACACUUGGUGGAGAUCCGCAGCCUGCGCCAGCGGCUCGAGGAGUCCAUCUGCACCAACGACCGGCUCCGGGAGCAGCUUGAGCGCCGCCUGGCCUCCACCGGCAAGGCCAGUGGUGCAGCAGGAUUGCCCAGCGAUGUCUAUGCCCAGUCACCGGAGCUGGGGCUGCAGCUGAGUGGGGAGAACAAGGCUCUGCGCGAGGACAACCGGACCCUGCGGCUCCAGCGUGACCACCUCUCCCAAGAGCUGGCGCGAGUGCAGGAGGCACUCGUGGCUGCCUGCUCCCGGGCACGGGAGGGUGAAGCAGAGCUGGAACAGAGGUGCGGGAAGCAGCGGAGGCUGGCUGAGGAGCUUGCCGAGCGGCAAGAGAACGUCCGGCAGCUCCGGGAGGAGCGGCGCUCUCUGCAGGAGGAUAACAACAGGCUGCAGCACACAGUGACGCUCCUGCAGCAGCAGUGUGAGGAGCACCGCCUGCUCCUGCAGACCUUGCGCGCGGAGCUGCACGUCUACGAGAGCCUCUCUGGCCCCUCUGCUGAGACUCGCGCAGGCUGCUUCCCAUCUCCUCCAGUGCGGGAUGUUGGCACAAGUUCAGCAGCUCCCUUCUUCUCCCCGCUGUCCUCUGACAUGUCUGUCGCCUGGCAGAUGGACGGGCCACGUGGGGCAGACCCACUGGUGAGGAAGAGUGAGGGGCCGACAGGGGCUCAUGUUGUCGGCUGCCUGGACACCUACCGGGCCCUGGAGCAGCACAUCCUGGAGGGAAAGGCACUGGCCCGUGAGCUAAUGUGUCUCACACGCCCAGCGCUCGGGCUGCCCAACUGCCUGCUCCCAGGAAAGGAGGUAAAGUGUGGGCAGGACAGGGCUGGAAGCAGCUGGGGGUCAGAAACUCUGAGCACCAUGUGUAAAGUGGCCCCUGAACCCAGUAUCAGCCCUGAGGCUUGCAGGGCUGGCAAGGAGCUGGCAGCCUGGGGUCUGCAGCUGGCACUGCCCUGCAGUGUUGGGCAGGGUGAGUCCUUGGGUGCAGUGGGAUGCAGGUGCCCUGGCAGCACCUGCUCCCGCACCCCUCUCCCGCAGGCCCUGGGGUGGACAGGCACAGGGCACCUCUGGGGCAGCGCCAGCACCCUGCAUGGCAUCCUGGAGCAGUGCGUGUCUCUCCUCACUGCCUUCUGGAGCACCGUGCUGCCCGUCAGCCCAGCCCAACACCAGGGCAAGGAGCAGGCGCUACAGGGUGAGAUCGCAGCGCUGCGGGCACAGCUUUCCGAGAGGGAGGAUGCUCUGCAGAGCACAGCCGAGCGGCUGCGCAGCACAGCGCAGCUCAAGGACAGCAUGGAGCAGUUCAUCGUGAGCCAGUUGAGCAGGACCCACAACGUGCUGCGCAAGGCCAGGACGAACCUGGAGGUGAAGGCCCAGCAGGCCCUGCCCGUCACAUGAGCAGGGCUGAGAGCAAUGCCCCUGGUCACGGAACAGCCUGCUGGCUGCUGAGCCAUGCCACGCCAGAGGGCUGCAGAGGACCCUGUCCCUGCUACUCCAAGGAGUGGGGUGGACGGGGGUCUGGGCUAUCCAGUGGUACAUAGCUAGUGGGUUUGGGCUGCUGUGGUGGUCGCAUGCCCUCCACCUGACUUUGCUUGGUAUUGCAGCAGCAGCUGCUGGCUUGGGCUUUGCCUGCCCCAUGCUUCAGUGCUUGCCCCUUUCCACCCACAGCGCUUAGAGUGGCAUGUACAGCACCUCUUGCCCUGGGACUCAGUCCCAUUUGUAGCCGUACUGCACACCUGUCCCUGCUGUUGGAUGUAUGUAUAUGUAUAUAGACAGAGGUAUCAGAGCUGCAUUUUGUGGGCUCCCCGGGCAUGUCGGGGCCCCAGUGUGGGAGGAUGUAAGAAAUGCCACGUUCUGUUCAGUGGCUGGAGAGUCCCCAAUAAAGGUUUCCUGCAGGUUGUGGCGUUUCUGGCAAA